Molecule: messenger RNA, 1422 nt
Organism: Penicillium brevicompactum
Lineage: Eukaryota; Fungi; Ascomycota; Eurotiomycetes; Eurotiales; Aspergillaceae
Exons: 9
Coding region: 1-1422 (473 amino acids)
Source: RefSeq, a predicted model, not a curated record
AUGGGCAUUGAUGAUCUUCCUCGUGAUGCGGUAGCAGAGAUCCAAAGCUCCACGGUUGAAACAGAGAAGCAACCAUUCUAUCGGAAAGUGUUUUUUCAGGCCACUGUCGUGGGCAUAUGCGCUUUUCUUGCGCCUGGUCUUUACAAUGCAAUGCAAUCCACAGGGGCAGGAGGUCAACAAACACCAUAUCUCGUGAUGGCGGCCAACUCGGUCCUUGGUGUGAUGAUGGUUGUGACAUGCCUUUCGGGGAGCUUGGUAGCGAAUCGUGUAGGUUUGAAAAGCGCGCUGAUUCUGGGCACGACUGGGUAUUGUGUGUAUGCGGCUUCGCUCUAUACUAGCAACCGAUAUGGAACUGAAUGGUUUGUCUACCUUGGAGCAACGGCUUGCGGUAUAACAGCUGGGAUCUUCUGGGCAGCCGAGGGAGCAAUCAUGAUAAGCUACCCGAUUGACUCGCAGCGAGGUAGAUAUUUGGCAUACUGGCUUGCUUUUCGAAACAGCGGAUCAAUUGUUGGUGGCAUUAUCAAUCUCGCAUUCAAUUUCUCAGGGAAAACCACAGGAAAACUUGACUGGAGAACAUUUAUUGUAUUUGUGGCACUGCAAUGCCUGGCACCCUUCGCCGCAUUGUUGCUCUCCCCUGCCGACAAAGUCAUACGCGCAGAUGGCCAAAAGGUCAAAACCGCGAAAAGGAUCAAGACAAUUGACGAGUUCAAGGAGAUCCUCAAAAUUCUGAUCCGCAAAGAUUUUCUUCUUGUUGUCCCAUUCUUCUUUUAUGCCACAUUCUUGCUUUCUUACGCCGGCUCGUACCUUUCGCUUUACUUUAGCGUGCGCGCGAGAGCGCUAGCCUCGCUCAUUGCUGCACUAGGUCAAAUCACUGCCAACCUUUUCUUUGGAUCUUUCCUUGACUGGAAUCGAUUCACCUUGGACCAACGGGCCCGUUACUCGUAUAUUUUUAUCAUGGUUCUUUUUGGAGGAACGUGGAUAUGGGGAGCCGUUGUGCAGCACGGCUACGAGAUACAUGCCCCCAAGCUAGAUUGGGCUGAUCCUGGCUUUGGUCGGGGAUGGGCAUUCUAUAUUAUGAUGCAGGUCAACUUUGCCCUGGCAUAUAACUAUGGAUAUUGGCUAGCAGGCUAUAUGGCUCGUGACCCCGCUGAGAUUGUACGGUUAACUUCGACUGUACGUGCAGUUGAAGCAGCCGGCGGGGCUGUUGCAUCUGGCAUAAGUUCUACUCACGCACCACUUAUUGCUGCGAUGGGUGUUAACUUUGGACUUUGGGCAAUUGCUUUGAUACCAACCUAUUUGGUUACCCGGAAGAUCGGGAUAGUCAAAGAGGGAUUUGAUUCUGAGAUCUAUGAUUCAUCGGUGGCGAAGAACUCUGAUCAUCAGGCUCAGCGAGACACGACUGUCAAAACUGACAGUACUUGA